GAUGGACCAUUGCUAAUGAUCAAUAAUGGACAUUCAGUUGCGAUAAACUUGCCACCCACCAUGUUUAUCAGUAAAGGGCUAUUACAUCGUUACACAGCGGUUCAGAUGCAUUUCCACUGGGGUGCCCUUGACCCGGAGAGCAGUGGCUCAGAGCAUACAAUUGAUGGGAUACGAUAUGUGGCAGAGCUGCAUAUUGUUCAUUAUAAUUCUGACAAAUACAGAAAUUUCUCUGAAGCUUCUGAUAAAGCAGAUGGAUUGGCUGUGCUUGCAUUUUUUUAUGAGGAUGGACAUUUUGAAAACACAUACUACAGCGACUUUAUAUCCAGCCUCAGCAAGAUCAGAUAUGCAGGGCAAGUUACUGAAAUACAACCAAUAGAUAUCAGCACCAUGCUGCCCGAUAACCUCUCCAACUUCUAUAGAUACAGCGGAUCAUUGACAACUCCACCUUGUUUUGAGACAAUAAGCUGGACAAUCUUUGACACACCAAUUGUGCUCUCAUCCAAUCAGGUUCGGUUAUUGGAAACUUCUGUGCUAGACUGGGAAAACAAAACUUUGAGGAAUGAUUAUCGACACACACAGCCAAUCAAUGACAGAGUUGUAGAAGCCUCUUUUCAACCGGUCCUGGUGAAAGGUUCCUGCCAUCUUGAAACAAUUCUUGCAAAGUUGGACAAAAUUGAAGAAAUCUUGAACAAUUUCGAAGCAAAUUUGGAAUCAAGACAAACAGGCAGUGAAUUGUCUUCGCACCCCACUUUCCACUUCUCCGAGGAAAGCCUUUUGAGUUACGUUGAGAUCCAAACUCUUCGCAGUAUGAACCUCAGUUCCUUUACCAUCUGCAUGCGGAUCAGAACAAGGGAUUUCCAGCCGAGAAUUCUUCUGUCAUAUGCAACGGAGGAUAGUGACAAUGAACUAACUAUCUCUGUGGGUGUCGACUGGGGGUUAUGGAUUGGAGGGCACUUUGUGAACAUGCCUUUGCAUUUCAGUCCGAAUGAAUGGGUGCACUACUGUGUGACGUGGCGAUCUCAGUCGGGAGCUGCAGAAGUGUGGAAUAACGGGCUGUCUGGAGAGGUGAAUUAUAUUAAGAAAUGGUACGUUAUUAAAACAGGUGGAACCCUGCUGCUGGGAAAAGACCAAGAUGGAAUUGAGGACGUGCUAUCCGAUGCUUUUAUUGGUGACAUUACUGCUGUUAACAUGUGGGAUUAUGUCCUUAGCCCCUCAGAAAUUCGAAAUUUAAUGGAAUGCAGAUACAGGUGGAGAAAGGGAAAUGUUAUAGGUUGGGGGAAGAGUUCUGCAGCACUGUUUGGUGGAGUGAAACUUGAAGAGGACAACAGUUGUUUGGGGUAAUUUAUCUGAGGCGAAAGCUUUGCUGUGCGCUAACUGGGGGAGGCCAGGGAAAUGUUAACCAAUGCACCUUCAACGCGAGCACCUUGGCUUGGGAAAGCACACAAAGCUUUAUUUUCACAGACUGCUUUUCAGAAUCACCA
Molecule: messenger RNA, 1481 nt
Organism: Carcharodon carcharias (great white shark)
Lineage: Eukaryota; Metazoa; Chordata; Chondrichthyes; Lamniformes; Lamnidae
Gene: ca6
Product: carbonic anhydrase VI
Exons: 8
Coding region: 16-1341 (441 amino acids)
Molecular function (GO): zinc ion binding; carbonate dehydratase activity
Source: RefSeq, a predicted model, not a curated record